This is a messenger RNA of Amoebophrya sp. A120, 4654 nucleotides long. Lineage: Eukaryota; Dinophyceae; Syndiniales; Amoebophryaceae. The record is from the annotation of a GenBank genome assembly.
AGAAGUCCAGGUUACGCGAGUGCUUCGUGAGUUGAACAGCGGGGACACUCACAUUGUACUUGUUAUGUGCAUGCGCGUGAAGUUGUAAAAACUGCACUUCUAAAGGGACAAAAGCGCGACAGUCAACGAGAAUUGCGAAAAUGUUCGACUUCAUUUCGGACGCGUACAGUUCCUUGGUUAACUUGGUCAUCCGCCCAGAGCGACGCGUCCCGAAAGAUCACCAGCUGGGACCCAAGGAUUUCGUGCGGUGUGGCCGCACCUGGCGCCGGACGGAUUUGACAUUAGUUAACGACCGCGGACAACGCCUCAUUUGCUGUCACUACACGCCCGUCCGCUGCAUUUCCAAGUCUUCUUCGUCUACUUCGAACCAGCAGAGUGGGACGAGUUCGAGUAAAUGUAAAAAUUCUUCGACGGAAGUACAACCAGGCGGCAAUUUUUCAUCUAGAAGCAAUUCGCCCAGCAAAAGAUUGCUCGUGAAGCCCUCGAACAACGGUGUCAGCACAGAUGAAUCGGAGGGAGUCGUAGUCGAAGAUCAUGAUGCAGCGUUUUCUUGCGCAGUUGACGAGGAACGGCAAGAGGCAAGGUGGAACGAAUGUCUUACCGACGUACGUCAACACGAGGACACCAUCACCAGUCUCCCCUCCGGCGCACCAGAAGCAGGAGCGCCAGGAGGAUCAUGCUCCACAGUCACCGAGGUACUGCAAGAGGACGCCAUGACGCCACUAGAGACAAGCGGCGCACGGUUUACGAUGUCGAGUUCCCGGAGCAUCCGGAAUUUCGUUGAGAAACACCGUGAUUCCGACAUGGAUCUGUGUUUGAUGGAAGAGGAGGAGAAAUCGUUUAGGACAGGACGAGGAGCUGCCGGAAAUCUACCAGCAUUUUGCUCAAGAUCCAACGGUAGUAGUUUUCAACAAGAUCAAGACUACAACAAGGAGUACAAAUCUACUGAGAAUAGGACGGAAUAUCGAGGUGGCGCCGCGGGCACAGCAUCUGCAUCUUCCCGCCCCCCUCCUUGUGUGGUGUACCUCCAUGGCAAUGCCAGUUGUCGCUUAGAGGCAAAAGAAACCUGGGACUAUGUCCUCUCUUUGGGUUUCUCGCUGUUCGCGUUCGAUUUCUCCGGGAGCGGCAAUUCCGACGGCGACUACGUGUCGCUUGGGUUCUACGAGCGAGAAGACCUGCACACUGUUGUGACACACUUGCGAGAGCAGGACAACGUGGGGCCGAUCAUGUUGUGGGGCCGGUCCAUGGGUGCGUUCACUGCGCUGAGCUACUGUGCGAAGUACGGCUCAACAAGAACUCCGGCAGGAACUUCUACACGACCUCCUGAAGCGCCGACACUUUUUGCAGGAAAGGACGCAAAAAGUAAACAACAACUGUCGACGAUCACAUCUGCAGCUACUAGUACUAAUAGUCCUCCUCAACUAGUACAUGAUACCAAAUCUCCUAUCGUCGGCCUGGUGUGCGAUUCUUCGUUUUCCAAUUUUCGUGUGCUUGCUCGCGAACUCGUAGAGUCCUUUUCCUCCACCGCCCCUACCGCUCCAGAGUUACUCGUGAACAAGGAUGCGGCGGACUCAUCCUCGCAACCAAACACCGAUGUGGAAAGUAGCGACGAAAGAAUGCAGAGCACGCGCGCAACCGCAACCUCUUCCUCCUCGGCAGCGUCGGGUGACUCAACGGCGGGCGCUGCGCAGCGGCGUGCGCGUGCCGAUAGCGAUGCGUCAAAAAGCUCCACUGCUUCGGGAAGUUCUUCACAGCAUCAAGCGCCAGCCAGCAAGACACUGCUGAUGAGUUUUGGACUCAAGAUGGUGGGGUCCGUGGGUUUGCCACUGUUGGAUACCAUUUUGCAGUUUAUUCGCAGCUCGGUGCAGCAACGAGCAGAGUUCGACAUUGACGAGCUGUUUGUAUGCCCGGAAAAACUGCGGCUGCCCGUUUACUUUCUGGCGGGAACCAAGGACACCUUCAUCCGACCCCGGCACACCCAGUUUCUCUUUGACAACUGGGGUGGCUGCGAUAAGGCGCUGGACCUGAUGCAAAACGCGGACCACAACUCGCGGCGCCAGGCAGUUUAUCUCACCCGGGUAUGCAGCUUCCUCAAACGCGUGGGCAACCAGACGGGAAUUGUAGCUCCCUUUCCAUCUCCUGGGGGACAACUUCAUGACCAAAAAAUAAAUUGCAAUCAGCAAAAACUCCAACUACACGCCGCUUUUUCGACUGGAUCUUCUAGCUUCCCAAGAAAUUCGAGAAGAACGCGCCCUGCUGCUACUUUCGGAGGCACUACCUCCCAGGCGGUACCGCCUCGUCCCUUAUCUUCUCCGAUGAUGCAGGUGAAAAAAGCAACAAGCUCGUGGUCUUCAAUAGGCGGCCGAAGAACCACGGCAACUACUAGUAGAAACCCGCUCUUGCUAGAGAAGGUGGCACAGAAGGUGGUUGCUCCGCCCGCUGAACUUUCGCCUGCCAUCGAGAUGGAAGAUGUCGACUCAGAUGAGGAUAAAGCAUUGUCACAGCCACCGUCGAAGCUCAGCAGCAGUGUUCCGUUGGCAAGCAGCGAUGCUGAUUUUCCGGUUUCGUCGCCCGAUGAAGACAACCAAUCAAUCGAUGCUGACGCGGCAUCCGGGAGUCCGAGUACCAUGGUGAUACUAACAACUCCAUCAGUUGUUGCAAAGAGCCAGACGAACGACGAGACUAAAAAUAGCUGCGACGCAAAAAAUGCAAUCUCGUCCAGUGGGAGCGCGGGGGCUAGAAGUGGCUUUGCAACUUCGACGGGAGUAGCGGCCAUCGACAAGAACAUCAAGUUCGGUCAUGGUAGACAAGAUGAGUCGAGUUGUUUUAGCAGUCCGCCGACUGCGUGCCGGGCAGGCCAACUAGUGUCUCCGUCCUGGUCUGUGCCGCGCAUCGGAGCCCAGGGAUUGUUGUUGGUAAAUUCUUCGUCACACAAGAAGCUGUCCACGUGCCCAGCAGGCAGCUCUUUCGUCAACUCCGCGUCUCCGCCACAGUUCAAGCUGAAGCCGAUUUCUGCCUCGUUACAAAAGCCGCAGGACAGCGGGAAAACCGGCACCCGGCUAUUAAUGUCGCCCCCGGUGCACCUCAAGAUCAAAACGAGCAGCAUCGCGAAGACUUCCACCUCAAGUGCAAGUCGAUCCAGGUUCAUCAACCUUGACGAGGCUUUAUCGACCUCCAGCGCCGCAGCGCUUCGGUACCGGCCCGGGGCAAGAGCAGCCACGACGUUGCGAGGCAGCCAGACAACUUCAACUGCGCUGGAAAAAGCUGCAUUGUCUUCUUCCUCUUCGGCAACUACUGCACCCGCAUCGGCGGCCCAGGAAGAUGAAACUUGCGCGCCGGACGUGCAAACGCCUGGAGCACACGACCAGCAUGAGGGGGCUGGGGAAGGAGCUGGUGGCGGAUCGGCUGCAAGCAGUACUACUGCAGCUGCGUUGAGCGAUGCCGAUGCCGCCUCUUCCUCUAGGAGCGACUCACAAAAAACAUUUUCAGACACAGCAACGAAUCUGCCCAAGGGCGCAGGAGUUGCAGAUAAGUGCGAGCACCAGACGAGGUCAACUGGACGUGCAGGUGAGGAGGUCAUCAGCUUGGACGACCAAAGAGCGAUUGGCUCGCCUGACAUGCAGCGCGUCAACAUGAGUUUUCGGAUCAACAAAAAACCGUCUCUUCGCGGCGUCGCUACUACGUCAAAUGAGACCUCCCCCUCCACUGCGGGAGCAGCACUAGAUAUGCCCCGUCCGAGGCUGAGUCCGGGUCCGGCGCUCCCGCAAAUACGAUUGGACCAGCCACUGUUCCCAUUGCCUCCACGAAGUGACCAAAUACCAAAAAUCAAACCUUCGGCAUCGGGCUCUUCUUUGCACUAGAAGUCGGGGAGGACCAAAGCAAUAGCGAAAUCGUCGAAACUCGGAUUGCGAUCGGUUGCGCUUUUUGCCCUGUUUCAGGUUUUGCAGUCUUGGGCUGUACUUACCACGACAACUACAACUAGCUAGAUGUCAACAUGUAGAGCAGCAAGCAGAGGCAGCACAGCUACAUCAGCCUCGUCCAGCUUUCGUUUCUUGCGGUAGGAAGAGAACGCAACCUCAUAGCAGGCUCCAGCAGAUCCAUCAAUUGUACUAACGGUUUGUUUUGUAUUGGUAUUCCUCGUGUAGAUGGAUUUAGAUUUGAUAGAGUUUUCGCAUUCGAUUUCGCGGAACACAUAAAGCGAUAUUUCUACAAUGUACGAUUUUAAUGUAGUAGUUUCGCACAGCAACAAGCUCCUGCUCCAUCAAGUCAGCUCAUGAUAGAUCCGCUAAUCAUCUCUAUGCUAAGCGUACUAGAAACAGAUUAUUUUGAAACGGUAAAGCUCUGGCGUUUCUGCUUCCCGGGCGUGAGUGUGGCUGUGUGAGGAUCGGGGGCGUGGGAUAGCACAAGAACAUGAACAAGCAUCGAUCGUUUUGUACGCUUACCAUUCACAACAUUUUGAUGUCGAUUACGAUGUUUUCUUUUGAUCACGCACCUCCAGCAUGGAAAUGUACAAACUAGCGUUUUUAGGAGUGGUAUCUAUGGUGAUUGUACAUCUAUCAUCCACAACUGGAAGUGCAACGGCACGAAUUGGAUCGAGGGCCUCGCAAUGUCUCGAUUUCUAGUAGUUCUUGUUUCCGUGUGAACAAGUUUUUGC